AUGAUUGAGUCUUUCAAAUCCGUUAUUGAAGAGCCGGUUCAGAUUGUUGCGGUCGAAACGGCGAAAGAGGUUGAACAACCGGUCAUUGAAGAACGGUUGAUUCCGGAAGAGCAGGGCAAGAAGCGUAGCGCCGAGGGAGAGAUGGUCGGCAGGAUCACCGACUUGGGCCGCCGCCUACAUAAUGCCUUGAGAGGAUUGACCUGGGUUGUUAUUGAUCCAACAAGGACUGUUUCGGCUGGAAAAGUUGAGAUUGGGGCAUUCAGAACAUACCCAGAAGGAUAUAAACCUCCAGAUGAGCCUGUUUCUGAGUAUCAAACCAUCCCUUUAAACAAGAUUGAAGACUUUGGUGUACAUUGCAAACAGUAUUAUUCAUUGGACAUCACGUAUUUCAAAUCAUCACUUGACUGCCACCUCUUGGAUCUGCUAUGGAAUAAGUACCGGGUGAAUACUCUUUCCUCAUCGCCUUUACUGGGGAAUAAAGACUAUGUUGCCGGACAAAUUUCUGAUCUAGGUAUGUCUAAAGCUAUUCUUGAGAGAUAUAGAGGUUCUACAUUUCUCCUGAAUUACUUAAAUAGUUACUUAAAAAGCCCCAGGAAUCUGUGAUGUUAUGGGUUUUAA
Camellia sinensis is the source of this 618-nucleotide messenger RNA. Lineage: Eukaryota; Viridiplantae; Streptophyta; Magnoliopsida; Ericales; Theaceae. The record is from RefSeq and is a predicted model, not a curated record.